AUGUUUACGGGAAGAGGGACGAUUGGAUCGAAAGCCGACCGGGAAAGGAUUAGCGAAGCUUCCGAUGUUAAUAGGUCCAAGGGCAAAGAAACAGCCGGAGCAAACUCGGUGUUGAUGGGGAAGCAAAUACAUGAUUCUCGUUCUGCUACCCUCUCCCCGACUGACAUUUUUGAAGCUGUAGAAGACUCAGAGGUCAGUGGUUCCGACCAAGAAGACUUGGCAUGGACUACCUGGUUCUGUAAACUACCUGGGAACAAGUUCUUAUGUGAAGUCGAUGAUUAUUUCAUCCUAGAUAACUUCAACUUGUGUGGACUCAGACAUCAAGUUCCUUACUACGACUACGCUCUCGAUUUGAUUCUCGAUGAUGAUUCUACUGCCCGUGGUAAGAUUAUUACAGAUGAACAGAACGAACUGAUCGAGUCAGCAGCUGAGAUGUUAUACGGAUUGAUUCAUGCUCGUUACAUAUUGACAGACAAAGGCUUCCUUUCUAUGUUAAACAAAUACACUACUUCUGAUUUUGGAAGAUGUCCUAGACUUCAUUGUAGUGGCCAAUCUUGUUUACCUGUUGCUCUUUCUGAUGUCCCUGGAGCAAGUACCGUGAAGAUAUAUUGUCCCAAAUGUGAAGACGUUUAUCACCCACCAUCAGAAGACCAAGGAAAUAUAGAUGGAGCUUACUUUGGAACAGCGUUUCCACAUCUGUUUUUUAUGUAUUACCCAUCUAGGAGGCCAAAAAAGGUGUCGUCUCAAAGCUAUGUUCCAAGAGUGUUUGGGUUCAAGUUACACAAGCCGUGA
This is a messenger RNA of Eruca vesicaria subsp. sativa (arugula), 792 nucleotides long. NCBI's taxonomy places the organism in Eukaryota, Viridiplantae, Streptophyta, Magnoliopsida, Brassicales, Brassicaceae. The record is from the annotation of a GenBank genome assembly.